Molecule: messenger RNA, 2061 nt
Organism: Spathaspora passalidarum NRRL Y-27907
Lineage: Eukaryota; Fungi; Ascomycota; Pichiomycetes; Serinales; Debaryomycetaceae
Product: nucleotide diphosphatase/phosphodiesterase
Exons: 2
Coding region: 1-2061 (686 amino acids)
Biological process (GO): nucleoside triphosphate metabolic process
Molecular function (GO): nucleoside triphosphate diphosphatase activity; ribonucleoside triphosphate phosphatase activity
Source: RefSeq, a predicted model, not a curated record
AUGUCAGACAACAACCAGACACCUCAUCCUGUAGAUGUACCAAUCACAGAUAUGGAUGAUCCAGAAGAUGAUAUAAUCUUUCCUGAUUCUUCCCAGCCUAUCAUCAAUACUGACCAAGAAGAUACGUUUUUGGACAGCCUAGAUUACGAAGUUGAUCCUAAGGAAAACAAGUCAAUGUUCACAAAAUUCAAAGCUCUAUUCACAAGAUCUAGUGACAGCAAUAGAAGCAACUAUUAUGAAAUGGUACUGUCUAGGAAUGACGAUAGUUUUGAGCUUGAUACUGAUAACGACCCUUCCACUCCAGAUUCAGAUAACGAAGAACCAAUCAAUAUACGCGACUAUAGAGUGAAAUUGCUUGAGAAUAAAUUAAAGACGAGAACCGUAGUCGGCGUGGUUUUACUCAUGAUGAUCAUGGCAACUACGUUGUUCUUGUUUAAAUCUACCAGAGGCGGUGAUACAAUUAUAUACUCGGGACUGGGUAAACGACUCCUUUCUAAUUCUACCCAUGACUUUUACCCAACCACAAUUGUCAUAUCUCUUGACGGGUUCCACCCCCACUAUAUUAACGCCAAGGAUACACCUACCAUGCAUAACAUCCUUGUCGAUGAAUAUGGUCCUCCAUAUAUGACACCAAGUUUCCCAUCCCUGACAUUCCCAAACCAUUGGACCCUAGUAACAGGGUUGUAUCCUUCAGAACAUGGUAUUGUGGGUAAUACAUUCUUUGAUCCCAAAUUAAACAAACCUUUUGUGAAUACCAAUCCUAAAAUGGGUGGGUUGGAUCCUGAUUUCUGGAGAGGCGGUGAGCCAAUUUGGAACACUGCCGAGCGUCAAAAUUUGACUACCGCAGUGCACAUGUGGCCUGGGUCGGAAGUACCUGAUGGCGUCGGUCCCAAGGGCGAAUUUGAUAGAUAUAACGGGUCAGAAUUGUUAGUUCUGAAAGUGGAUCGAGUUAUGGAGUGGAUAGAUAAGGAGAUUGAUUCCCGUCCUGAAUUGAUAUUAACAUAUGUUCCUACUAUCGACCAAUAUGGUCACAAGUUUGGAAUUCUGGGUUCUAAUUUAACAGAUGCCCUUACUUAUGUGGAUAAUUUCAUUGAUUUGAUGCAAAGGGAAUUACACGCGCGUAACUUGGAUAAUAUUGCUAAUAUGAUCAUUGUUAGUGACCACGGGAUGGCCCAAACUUCAAAUGAGCGUCUACUUUAUCUUGAUGAUUUAAUUGACUUAUCCAAGAUUGAUCAUAUUGACGGAUGGCCAUUAUUUGGAUUACGUCCACAUGAUUCAGCUGAUGAAAUUUAUAACGAGUUAACUGCAAAUUUGGCCAAACAAGGUGAUAACGUCACUUCCAAUUAUCAUGUAUAUAAAGUAGAAGAUCUUCCUAAAGAAUGGCAAUUUGGAGGACAAUUAGAAGACCACAGGUUCAAUUAUAGACUUGCACCAAUUUGGAUCAUACCUGAAGUUGGUUACUCCGUUACUACCCACCAACAAAUGAAAGACUAUGGCAAUGAAUACAAACCUCGUGGGGUCCAUGGAUACAAUAACACUCAUUUGUUGAUGCGGGCUAUUUUCUUAGGUUCUGGUCCAUACUUUAGACUGAUUCGCCCUGAAUCAGGCAAAGUUAAACCAUUUGCCAACACAGAAGUAUACAAUUUGAUCUGUGAUAGUUUAAACAUCAUUCCCUCUCCUAACAAUGGGACUAACCCUCGUCAUGUCAUGCAGAAUUCCUUGCCUCAUGAUUGGUCUGAUGAUUUGAUCUUCCCUGAUUUACCUUAUGAUGUUGACCAUAUAGUGGGUAAUAAUGCAACGUACGAUUUGUUAUGGAGAAAGAAUCAUAAGGGAACAGUACCAGUAAGUACAAACGAUCAUCCUUUGGAAUCAAUGAAGUCUGAGGAGUCUACUAUUAGCUCUUUGACUACCGCAGAUUUACCUAAACCAAGUGAUUUUGAAACAACUACAGGUGGAUUGAGUAACAUUGUAGGACAUGUCUUGGAUGAUAUAGAGGAUGGGAUAGAAUAUGUUGGAGAAAAAGUUGACGAUUUGCUAGAUGGUAUAUUUGGUGAUGACUAA